This is a messenger RNA of Penicillium canariense, 1509 nucleotides long. Its product is annotated as RING finger domain protein. Lineage: Eukaryota; Fungi; Ascomycota; Eurotiomycetes; Eurotiales; Aspergillaceae. The record is from RefSeq and is a predicted model, not a curated record. Gene Ontology annotation, molecular function: zinc ion binding. The transcript has a single exon. Bases 1 to 1509 code for a protein of 502 amino acids.
AUGGCUUCCCUCCCAGGCUACUCCGCCGCCGGGAGGACGAGAUCGUCCGAUGGCGCCACAACCUCCAGCACCGACACAGAUAUCGCGCUUGGGGGUGAGCUGGCCCAGGAAGAGCCGUCUGAGGAUGCCGAAACCGUGCUCUUGAACAAAGGCACCUCCACACCGAACGCUGCCGAGAGCGUGACGGACAUCGCCGACAAGACCGUUGCUCGGCCCUCAAAUAAUGCCGAUACCUCCAAUACCCUGGAAGAGCCGCGCAAAUGUUGGAUCUGUUACACGGAUGAGACCGAGGACUCGCCACUAAAUUCAGAAUGGCGAUCUCCCUGUCCGUGCGCUUUGACGGCCCACGAGGCAUGUCUCCUUGACUGGCUCGCAGAUCUAGAGAACCCUCGCUCACGGAAACGAAACGGCAGUGGCACAAAGAUGGUCUGCCCUCAAUGCAAGACGGAGAUAAUUGUCACUCGCCCGCGUAGCUAUAUUGUCGACAUCCUGCGCCUGAUGGAGAGGGUUGCGGGGCGGUUGGUUCUUCCAGGCAUGGUUUUUACAGUGGCUGGUACUGUCUGGGCUGGAUGCUGCGCACACGGCGUAUACUCGAUGUAUCUCAUUUUCGGCACCGAGGAGGCAAAACAGAUUCUCGAGGAUAGUGUCGAUGGGCCAUGGAACCCCGGCAUGAACCUCGGGUUACCUCUCAUCCCUCUUGUCUUGAUCUUUUCUCGCACCCGCUAUGCCGAAGGUCUCCUCCCAGCAAUUCCUGUUCUAUUCUUCGCUGCACAUAGCCCAGGGCAAGAACCCGACUUUGAUCUUUGGCCGCCUACCCCGGCCAUGACAUUUGCCGCUCUACCAUAUGUCAAGAGCUUCUACGGCGCUCUAUACGACCGUCUGAUUGGUGGAUUGGAGCGAAAAUGGAUCGCAGAGGUGCAACCUCGUGCAGCGGAAGAAAUAUUGGACGAAGUCCAGCAGCAGGACCAGGCGGAGGGGCUUAAUCGCUUCGGUGACAACAUGAAUGGUCAAAUACUUAUGGAAAUUGAUCUUGAGUUGCAGGUAGGAAUGGACGAUGAUGAUCAGGCUCAAGCUCUUCCAGCAGCAGAGAACCAAGAUGGCGCUGACCUGGGCGCCCAGGAUGGACAAGCACAGGGACAGAACGGAGGCCAAAACAACGGGCAGGGGCUGGGUCUCGCGCGUCGACAGAAUGAGAUUAUCCACGACACCGGCAAUCUCGCGGAGAUUGUUCUCGGAGCACUCGUAUUUCCCGCCAUUUCGGCGUCCAUGGGCGGGCUUUUGAAGUAUGUCCUGCCCAAAUCCUGGACAACUCCGUCAUCGGUCCUUGAACGCAGUCGGCCAGGGAUUCUCCAGACUCGCUGGGGUCGCAGUGUGGUCGGAGGUUGCAUGUUUGUGCUGCUUAAAGACGCCCUUGUCCUUUACUGCCGGUGGAAACUCGCACAGACACACCGGCGGCGCAAAGUGUUGAAUUACAAUCGAGCUAAAAAGCAGGGUGCGAAAAGGCGAUAA